Messenger RNA from Westerdykella ornata, 1411 nucleotides. Its product is annotated as phosphoribosylamine-glycine ligase. Gene Ontology annotation, molecular function: phosphoribosylamine-glycine ligase activity; ATP binding; metal ion binding. Bases 60 to 1349 code for a protein of 429 amino acids. Gene Ontology annotation, biological process: purine nucleobase biosynthetic process. Lineage: Eukaryota; Fungi; Ascomycota; Dothideomycetes; Pleosporales; Sporormiaceae. The transcript has a single exon. The record is from RefSeq and is a predicted model, not a curated record.
CGCAAAAAUUGACCUCACCUAGCCCUCACGCCCAAUUGCGCUGCUCCCCUUCCAACACAAUGUCCACCAAACUCCGCGUCCUCCUCGUCGGCAACGGUGGCCGCGAACACGCCAUCGCCUGGAAACUGCGCCAGUCCCCUCUCGUCGACCACAUCUUCGUCGUCCCCGGCAAUGGCGGCACCGCCCAACUCCCCAACGUCACCAAUAUCUCGAACAUCAAGCAAGAAGACUUCCCCGCGCUGGUGAAAUUCGCAAAAGAGAAUCAUGUCAACCUACUCGUCCCUGGGCCCGAAGCACCCCUCGUCGCCGGCAUCGUAGAUCAUUUCGCGCAGAAUGCGCCGGAAAUCAAGGCUUUCGGACCUAGCAAGGCGGCGGCGAGAAUGGAGGGCAGCAAGACGUUUAGCAAGGACUUUAUGAAGCGGCGCAGCAUCCCCACAGCGGCGUACGAGAAUUUCUCCGACUACGAGGCCGCGCGGAAAUACCUGGACUCGAUAUCGCACAACGUGGUCAUCAAGGCGUCGGGGCUUGCUGCAGGGAAAGGCGUGAUUAUCCCGCAGAGCAAGGAGGAGGCGGAUGCUGCUCUGAAGGAAAUUAUGCUGGACAAGGAGUUUGGGGACGCCGGGGACGAGGUUGUGAUUGAGGAGUUUCUGGAGGGGGACGAGUUGAGCAUCUUGUCGUUUAGUGAUGGCAGGACGAUUCGGUCGUUGCCUCCUGCGCAGGAUCAUAAGCGGAUUGGGGAGGGGGAUACGGGGCCCAAUACCGGGGGGAUGGGGACGUAUGCGCCGACGAAGAUUGCGCCAAAGGAAGUGGUGGAGCAGAUUCAUCGGGAGAUUCAGCAGCCGACGGUUGAUGGGAUGAGGGAGGAGGGGUUCGAGUUCAAGGGAGUGUUGUUUACGGGGUUGAUGAUGACGAAGGAGGGGCCGAAGACGUUGGAGUAUAAUGUACGGUUCGGAGACCCCGAGACGCAGAGUUUGUUGGCGCUCAUGGAUGGGGAUUUGGCGGAGGUCAUGGUUGCGGUGGCGGAGGGGAGGUUGGCCGAGGUGGAUGUCAAGGUAUCGGAGAGGUCGGCUGCGACGGUCGUGGUGGCUGCUGGAGGGUAUCCGGGGUCGUAUGCCAAAGGGACGGUCAUGACCAUUGACCCGGUUCCUGACGACGUGGUACUGUUCCAUGCUGGAACUACUCUCUCAGACAACACCCUCAAGACCUCUGGUGGUCGUGUUAUCGCUUCCACGGCCACGGCGGAUACGCUGGAAGAGGCCGUGGCGAAGGCAUACAAUGGCGUCGACUGCAUACACUUUGACGGUAUGCAGUACCGGAAGGACAUUGCAGGAAGGGCAUUGAGGAAGUAAGAGAUGGCAAAGGAGAGAAGAACAAAACAAGACAUGAUAGAACCAAAAAAUUCAUAUUUUCG